Messenger RNA from Scophthalmus maximus (turbot), 1381 nucleotides. Its product is annotated as adenosine 5'-monophosphoramidase HINT3. Lineage: Eukaryota; Metazoa; Chordata; Actinopteri; Pleuronectiformes; Scophthalmidae. Gene Ontology annotation, molecular function: catalytic activity. Bases 396 to 851 code for a protein of 151 amino acids. The transcript has 5 exons. The record is from RefSeq and is a predicted model, not a curated record.
UAGAAACUGACUUCUUUUUGCAACCCCUGCUGGUCAUGAUUCAAGAGAAUACAGGUUUCAGGCAAAUCCGCAUUGGCUUCAUUUUACGGACCCGGUGAUUACGUCCAUUUUUAUAAACAGUCUUUGGUUUAUAAUUGACCCCUAUUGUGCUAAGCUAACUGGCUGUCAUUUGAAACUUUUUUUCUCGCCGUGUGUGACGCACAAGUGUUGUGAGGUGGAAGUUUACGUAGCUCCCGUGAACGCAGCAGUGGACCUGCUCGACGAGCUCUGUGUCCGGCUGGUUGUCCUGCGGGCGGACCGCGGACACGCCCAGAUGUUUGGUGUGUCGGUGAGUCAGACCCGCCUCGCAGAGAUUAGCCCGUGAUUUACCAAAGACAGACUCUUGAGGGCGAGGUAUGGGAUCUCAGGAGGCUUCCUCCUCCCGGAGCGAAGACUGUCCGUUCUGCCAGAUAGCGACCAGCGAGACUGACACAGAAAUCCUGCUGAGUGACGAUCAGCUGGUUUGUUUCCGUGACUCGAAGCCUGGUGCCACUCAUCACUACCUCGUCGUCCCCAGGAGGCACAUCGACAACUGUAAAGCUCUUCAGGGGGACGACGUCUCUCUGGUGGAGCAAAUGGAGAAAAUGGGACGGAGUAUACUGGAGGAAAAAAAAGUCUGCGACCUAAAUGAUGUCAGGAUGGGGUUUCAUGUGCCUCCGUUCUCCUCCGUUCCCCACCUCCACCUCCACACUCUGGCUCCAGCCAGCAAGAUGAACUUCAGGUCACAGCUGCACUACGGGCCACAGUCUCACUGGUUCAUCACUGUGGACAAAGUGCUUUCUCAGCUUAAGACUCGCGGCACGGUCAAAUGAAGACAAUCAAAGUAUCCGAAGUUGCAACAAUCUUGUUUGAUGUUUAUACGUCAUUUAGCUUUUCUGAGUGCAAUUUUAGGUUUUAAUGUUGUGUAGUCCUCGAUGCUGCUUGCUGAUUCAGUUGGGUGGAGGCUGUUGAAGUUCAACCUGAACCAUGAAUGAGGGGGAAAUUGCAGCUUUUGGGAUAAUUAUUUUAUGUUGAAAUACAAACCUUGAAAACAAAUGUGAAAAAUGAUAACUGAUAUAUUUAUGCACUUUGAAAGUCACAUAUAAGAAGACAUUUAAUUGUACUUUCUUUGUUUUUUUUUUAACCACAAGUCUGUCAGAAAGGAAAGUUGAACUUUGCACAUUCAUGCACAAACCUCACAAAUCUGUUUACAUGCAGAAAUUAUUUUGUUUGUUUAUGUUUUAUACACAAGCAUAUACAUUUAAUACCUUGUGCCAUUAAUCUGUCUGAUGCACUGAGGAAAACACCUCUUUUCAUAUCAACGUGAUAUUAUAAAUGAUUUUAAUAAAAGGUCUUGAAAGAA